Messenger RNA from Jaculus jaculus (lesser Egyptian jerboa), 2676 nucleotides. It is a transcript of the gene Tmbim6, whose product is annotated as transmembrane BAX inhibitor motif containing 6. Gene Ontology annotation, cellular component: mitochondrial membrane. The record is from RefSeq and is a predicted model, not a curated record. Bases 172 to 885 code for a protein of 237 amino acids. Gene Ontology annotation, biological process: negative regulation of apoptotic signaling pathway; negative regulation of endoribonuclease activity; cellular response to unfolded protein. The transcript has 10 exons. Gene Ontology annotation, molecular function: enzyme binding. NCBI's taxonomy places the organism in Eukaryota, Metazoa, Chordata, Mammalia, Rodentia, Dipodidae.
GGAUCUGCGAGGCGAGAGGGCGGGAUUUUUCUGGGGAAGGGGCGGGCACUGAGGAGGGAGCUGGAGGCAACCCUGGCCGUCAGAGCACAUCUGGUGUGAGACGAGCUGGUAGGCUCCCGAGAGACUGUGGUGAGACGGGAGUGGAGGCUGUGUUGAACAGACUCUGGAAUCAUGAACGUAUUUGAUCGGAAGAUCAACUUUGAUGCUCUCCUAAAAUUUUCCCAUAUAACUCCCUCGACACAGCAGCACCUGAAGAAGGUUUAUGCCAGUUUUGCACUGUGUAUGUUUGUGGCAGCUGCGGGAGCCUAUGUCCAUGUGGUCACUCACUUCAUUCAGGCUGGCCUGCUCUCUGCCUUGGGCUCCCUGGGUUUGAUGAUUUGGCUGAUGGCGACACCUCAUAGCCGUGAAACUGAACAGAAAAGAUUGGGACUUCUUGCUGGUUUUGCUUUCCUUACAGGAGUUGGCCUGGGCCCUGUGCUUGAAUUGUGCAUUGCUAUCAACCCCAGCAUCCUUCCCACCGCCUUCAUUGGCACUGCGAUGAUCUUCACCUGCUUCAGCCUCAGCGCCCUUUAUGCCAGGCGCCGGAGCUACCUCUUCCUGGGAGGUAUCUUGAUGUCAGCCAUGAGCCUGAUGCUCUUCUCGUCUCUGGGGAAUCUUUUCUUUGGAUCCAUUUGGCUUUUCCGGGCAAACCUGUAUUUGGGGCUGAUGGUCAUGUGUGGCUUUGUCCUCUUUGAUACUCAACUCAUUAUUGAAAAGGCUGAAAAUGGAGAUAAGGAUUAUAUCUGGCAUUGCGUUGAUCUCUUCUUAGAUUUUGUUACACUCUUCAGAAAACUCAUGAUGAUCCUGGCUAUGAAUGACAAGGACAAGAAAAAAGAGAAGAAAUGAAAUGGCCAUCAGUCUGUCCCAGCUCGACUUCCUGUCCCUCCACCCUUCAUUUCUUUGCACACAUUACAGGUGGCGUGUUCUAUGAUAAUGAAAAGCAUCAGAAAAGCUUUUGUACUUUGUGGUUUUCUCUACUUUGAAUUUUUUGAUUGAAAAAAAAAAAAGAUUAGUGAAUAGUUUGGAGUUUGGCUUUAUAUUCCUGGGGUUCUUCCUACUCUUUCUGUUAGCCAUCCAUAGUCUCAGGCAUCUGGUACACCGGAAUGAAGAGUGGGGCCAGCAGAGGGAGCAAACUCCAGGAGUCUGCAUUCCUGCCAAGCAGCUCUGCAAAUGGACCUGGACUGUUUGGUAGGGCCUCCUUUGGCCCUUGCUGUUUGGUUUGUGCGCAAUUCCUGUGGAACUGGGCAGUGUGUUUUCCAUUGAGAAGAAGCUUGCUCGUCUCCUGGUUAACUCAGACUCAUUAUACCUGAGCUUUCAGUCCUACAAAGAAGAGAGACUGGUGAGCGCUUUGCUUUCUCAGCACCUCCUGAGCUGGUCUGGCAGACACCUUGACACCUUGUCAUUGCAAAGGGAAUGUGGACCUGUGUGUGUCCCUUUCCCACCCCUGCCUGACCCUCAGGGAAUCUGUUUUCCAUCAUUGGGGUGGGAGGACUUGAGCACAAAGGGAAGAGUUCAUUCUUGUCAGGCAUUUAUGGAAUGGCUUGAGUAUGUAUGGCAGGAUAGAGCUAACAACUUUUCAAAUUUCCCCUGGUGUUUGUAUUUUUUGGUUGGCUUUUUAAAUUGAUUAUCACCUUUGUUAACUAACUCUUAUCACGUGGCUGUGAUGAAAGUCCCGAGAGAAGAAGGAUAAGGGAGCUCAUUGUAAUGCCAGACAAGCCGAGAUAAGAAUUAGAACAGUGGGGAUCAGUGAAACAGGGGUGUAAUGACUUACAGGCAGCAUUCCUAAUGGCUCCUCAGUGCAUUUUUUCUAUUAGACCUGGACACUUGGGGAGUGUCCAUCCAGAGGUUCGGAAGAAUAGGUAAAUUUUUAUUUUAUAUGCACUUGAGCUUUUGGUUUGUUCACCUCGUUCCAGAAAUUUGCAGCUUACUAGUCAAGAGCAAGGUGAGAAAACUGCAAGUGCUCCAGUUCCCUUUUACUUGUGGUUACAUGUGGGUGGGCUGUCCUGAUGGGGGUCCACCAGCUCCUUCCUUGUGGGUGACCACAGUCAGCUGGUAUAGGAGGUCAGCAUCAGGAAUGGUCCUUGCCCUGGCUACUCAACAGUUUCAGUACACGGGCACCAAGCCUUCGCAUUACCAUAGGAUGCGAUGCUACUUUUGGCUUUCCCUGUACACAACCAGUGUAGUUUGACACAGGGGCUGCUGGUUUAUCAUCUCGAGUGGCAUGCCCACAGAAGGGCUUGAGAGUGCUGUUCUCUGGAACUUGCUAAUGGGACUUCCCUCAUAUGAAGCUGUCAUUAACAACUUUGCAUAAAUAUGAGGAUUCUCUGCUAGGUCUGAGAAUCUGAAUUUCACUUUUAGAAGCCAAACUCCACCUCUUGUGCUUUUUGCUUGGGAUAAAGGAGUUUUUCUUUAGAAACAGUGCCAAGAAUGACAAGAUAUAAAAGUACUUUUAAAGAAAAUGCCUAACAGGUUUUUAAUACAGUUAUCACUGUACUUUCCACUUUCUUUUCUAGUUCCUUGGUUGUCAGCUUAGGCUGCAUUCUAACUCAUACUGUGAAGACAGAGGUGUUUUUGAUUCAGAAAUAAAUAUCUACAUAGUCUUAAUUUGUAAAAAAUAAAGAAAAUUCCUUAACCUUU